This is a messenger RNA of Fonsecaea multimorphosa CBS 102226, 1179 nucleotides long. RefSeq lists its product as uncharacterized. Gene Ontology annotation, molecular function: oxidoreductase activity. The coding region runs from base 1 to 1179 and encodes 392 amino acids. The record is from RefSeq and is a predicted model, not a curated record. The transcript has a single exon. NCBI's taxonomy places the organism in Eukaryota, Fungi, Ascomycota, Eurotiomycetes, Chaetothyriales, Herpotrichiellaceae.
AUGCUGGCACGAUGCUGGAGAGAUGCGCCGAACAACUUCAAGAGAGCUUCGAGACCGCUACGGCUUGCGCCAUGGAGGCGGUACAGCUCGUCAACUCCUGCGAAUCAACCAAAGUCUCCUGAUUCCCAAAAGCACUCUCCGAAAUCAAACAAUCGACGCGUCGCUAUAGGAGUCGCACUAGGAACUGGUCUAUACGCUAUCUGGCAGAUAUACCUAUACUCGCAGAAACGCGACUCGUUCGCCGCGUACACGCUCAUUGCAAAGGAGCCUGUCUCUUCCACCGCAAGCAUAUUUCACCUGGUACCAAAGCAAGAAGACCACAAUUACGAGAUUUAUAAAGAUGCUUGGAGAAGAGGUAUAUGGAACGUUCAAUUCAAGCAGCCGCAGCUUCAGAUCGUCAGGGCGUACACACCAUUACCGCCGAUUGACGAAAAGACUGCAGAAGAGAAGGGAGAAAUUCGGUUCUUGAUACGAAAGGAUCCACAUGGUGAGGUCUCAAGUUAUCUGCACAGGCUGGGCAUUGGUGCCGACAUUGAAAUGCGAGGGCCCAACUUAGAGUACGAACUGACUCCAGAAGUGCGACAAGUGGUUUUCUUCGCAGGAGGGACGGGUAUUGCGCCUGCUCUGCAGGUGGCACACGCAUUAUUUGAAGGCAGCCCGACUGCAGAGCGUAACGAAGCGAACAGAGACCGAAAGCUGCAUAUCUUAUGGGCAAACAGAAUGCGCGAAGACUGCCUAGGCGGCAUCAGCGAUGACCCCCCUGCGGAAUCGAUGCCUCCCAAGCCAACCUGGUCUGGCUUCUUUUCAAAGCCGAAACGGAAGCCAUCGCCUCCAGUUUCCGAGAAGAAAGGUGUCAUCGUGCAAGAACUCGAGGCUUUGAAGCAAAGGUAUCCGGGUCAGAUAACGGUGGAAUACUUUGUCAACGCCGAGGAUACAUGGAUUGAUGAAGACGCCGUUUUUCGAGCACUGUCCAGGUUUGAUGACAAGGACUUCUCGAGAGGAUACGCGACGUCUCAAGAACAGAGGCAAAUUCUCAUUUCUGGUCCGCCGGGCUUUAUUGCCUAUCUUGCUGGCCCCAAAGAAUGGAGAAAUGGGAGGGAAGAACAAGGCGCCGUCAGCAAGUUGAUCGCACAUGCCAUCUCCAAAAACCCCCACAACGUCAAGGUGUGGAAGAUAUAA